AUGUCUUUCUUCGGCUUCGACCCCUCCGGCCCGCCUCCCCAGCAGCGCCACCCCGGGCCCCAAGAAUCGUACGAUUUCCAGGAAACCUACGAAGGUUUGGGCGAAAUCGACGACGGGCUUGAUGACGCCAUGAACAACGAGACAUUCGGCGUCUCUUCCGUCGGAAAGAACUUCGACUUUGCCUCCUCCGUGCCUGCCGCCGCCGCGCCCUCUUCCGUUCAACCGCAGCUUUCGUUUGCUCGCGCUGCGGCCGCCAACGACGACGACUUCAUGAAGGAUUUGUGGGGCGACAGCACUCCCGAGCCCAAGGCGCCCGCGCAACAGGCGCCUGCCGCGGAGAAGCAGGACGGAAGAAAGAUCUUGAGCUUGGAGGAGAUCGAGGCGCAAUUGACGGCGAUCGACAACCCUCUGCAGAGAGGCAUGGCUCAGGGUCCAAACAUGCAGCAGCAGCAGCAGCAGCAGCAGCAGCAGUUCUACCCGGGCAUGCCUCCUCAGUAUGGUGGAUACAUGAUGCCGCAGGGCUACAUGAUGCCCCAUCCGCAGUAUGGAAUGCCUUAUCCUGGCCAGUUCAUGCCGCCUAUGCCUAUGGGCCAGCAGAUGCCUGGUAUGCCCCCCAUGCCGGUAGGAUCCAUGCAUCCCAACCAGGGACCCCCUGUGUACGCACAGGCUGGUGCUCCUGGCAUGCCCGGCCCUCCAGGUCCACAGUCGAGUUCUGCUGCCAACACCGCUUCGCAAGCACAACUUCAACAGCCUCCACAACAACAGCAGCAACAACAACAACAGCAACAACAGCAACAACAGCAGCAGCAGCAACAGCAGCCACAGCAACAGUUUGCUCCAGGUGCUGAUGUUAACAUGGUCCAGACGCUGGCUGCCAAACAUCCAGCUCAGGACGCUGCUGCCUUCCAAGCCCCUGUCAACCAAAGACCACAGUCUCAUGCUGCAGACAUGUCUCAGUUCCCGGUCUUGGGCGCUCCACAAGCCCAGCCACAGCAGCUUGGAUCCGGGCCUGAGAUCUUAAGAUCUGCAGACUCUCCCCACUUGGCUCAUGGCCGUCACCAUCCUGCAAUGGAAGACUUGCUGCCUGAGGAACAGCAGAAGUUGGCCAAGCGUCAAGAAAAGGUGUCGCGUAUCAUGCGCUAUUGCGGUGUCAUGAACCCCAAGGACAAGGAUUUUGUGACCCGUUUCCAGCUCUCGCAAAUUGUCACAGACGACCCUUACAACGAGGAUUUCUAUGCACAAGUCUACAGAGUCAUUCACCCCAAAUCUGCCUCUGAUGGAUCUGUGGUUCCCGUUUCGCAACCAAACUCCAUCGCCCAAGCUUACUUGGAUCAAAGUGGCCACAGAUUAGGUGGCCGUUUCAAGCGUGCCGAUGUUGCCUUGCACAGAAUGCAACAACAAGUUCAAAAGGCUGUCACCGUUGCCAAGGAAAGACAAAAGUUGCCACAAAACGUCCGCGAGGGUGUUUUGGGUAAAGUUUCUGUUGGUUCGGGUAAGAAACCACGUCAACAAUUGGUGAUUUUGAGUAAAGCUGCUCAAAAGGCCAAAGAAGCUGAGGAUUCUGGUGAGGUCGAGAUCCCAGUGGACUUCAAGAAGGGUAGAUCCGGCUCCAUUGCAGCUCCUAGCAAGCCAAUUAAAAAGUACACUAAGAAAGACAUCAUGUCCAUUUUGGAGGAGAUCAUCAGCAACUUGAUGACAUGCGAAAGUGAAUCCAGAUUGACCAAUGACGUGGACACCACCAAGUUGUGGGAAUCUCUCCAUGUUUUGGAUCAGAAGUCAUCAUCAGGAGACGACGAACUGUUCGUGAACCCAUUCAUUCAAGCACUCAACUACUCGAAGGCGUUGAAGAUUCUACCCAGAUUGUUCAAGUUUUUGACCAGAGACCAAAUUCUUACCGUGGUGACCUUGAUAAUGGCUAACUUGGAGAACUUGAAGGUAGUCAAAGAUGGUUCUUACACAACAUAUGCCGACAAAAAGGUUCCAGAAUCCAUCACAAAGUUGGUUGAUGUGUACACUUUGACAUUCUGCAAGGUAUUAAUGAAUGCUGUUCAAGAGUUCAAGUUCACCGAGAUUGUCGGCUUACUUCAUAUUUUGAUUCAGCACAACGUCCUUUCUUUUGUGUCCACGACCAAGAUCGGAUUGUCUGUUGUGACCUCAUUGUUGUCAAGAGCAGAGUUGAUGACAGGAGAGGGUCAUAUUUCUGCCACCGACUUGUCUGCCUGGACGAGUUGUUAUGAUGAAUUGUUUACUGCGUUGGAGUCGCGGAUUGCCGCUAUUUUCUCACCCAACCAAGCGGACACUGAAGAUGACUAUGUGUGGCAAUUCUUGGCCACAUUGUCUUUGGGAGGUAAGUUGAGUCACCAGAGAAUCAUUGUGGACGAGGUGAGAGAUGAGAUCUUUGGUGUGAUGAACCGUGCCAAGGCACUUGAUUGCAGCAACCCCGCCAAUCUUUACAAGAAGCAGAACAUGUUGAACAACUUGAACAUGUACUUGGUGGUGAUGGGAUUGGUUGCGGACGAGAACGAGAUCCAGGAGUUGAAAAAUUAA
Messenger RNA from Australozyma saopauloensis, 2547 nucleotides. RefSeq lists its product as uncharacterized. Gene Ontology annotation, biological process: P-body assembly; deadenylation-dependent decapping of nuclear-transcribed mRNA. The transcript has a single exon. Gene Ontology annotation, cellular component: P-body. Lineage: Eukaryota; Fungi; Ascomycota; Pichiomycetes; Serinales; Metschnikowiaceae. The coding region runs from base 1 to 2547 and encodes 848 amino acids. Gene Ontology annotation, molecular function: RNA binding. The record is from RefSeq and is a predicted model, not a curated record.